Messenger RNA from Sorghum bicolor (sorghum), 847 nucleotides. RefSeq names its product histone H3.3. Gene Ontology annotation, cellular component: nucleosome. Bases 1 to 546 code for a protein of 181 amino acids. Gene Ontology annotation, molecular function: structural constituent of chromatin; DNA binding; protein heterodimerization activity. NCBI's taxonomy places the organism in Eukaryota, Viridiplantae, Streptophyta, Magnoliopsida, Poales, Poaceae. The transcript is spliced from 6 exons. The record is from RefSeq and is a predicted model, not a curated record.
AUGGGGCCCCUUGUGGUUGCAGCAGGAGCAGUCGAGCACGGGAACGUUGUACCCCUUGUCCUUGUGCCAUUGUGCGCGGUCGCCGCCGGCGGCGCACGGAGAAAACGUUCUUCCAUGGCAGGUGGCAGCACCAGCGUCAUGCUCAUGCAGCAGACUGCUCGCAAGUCCACCGGAGGAAAGGCUCCUAGGAAGCAGCUCGCUACAAAGGCAGCCCGUAAGUCUGCACCCACAACUGGUGGAGUGAAGAAGCCUCACCGCUACCGCCCAGGGACUGUUGCUCUUCGUGAGAUCCGCAAGUAUCAGAAGAGCACUGAGCUGCUGAUUAGGAAGCUGCCAUUCCAGAGACUUGUCAGGGAGAUUGCUCAGGAUUUCAAGACGGAUCUGCGCUUCCAGAGCCAUGCAGUGCUUGCUCUGCAGGAGGCGGCAGAGGCCUACCUGGUCGGUCUCUUUGAAGACACCAACCUGUGCGCCAUCCAUGCCAAGCGCGUGACCAUCAUGCCCAAGGACAUUCAGCUGGCAAGGAGGAUCCGUGGCGAGAGGGCGUAAGUCUGUCGAUGUAGGAAGAAAAGAACUCUGCGCACGUUCUGUGUUUGUCUCGUCUUGGUAGGUUAUGUGAAAAGAUAAUCUAGUAUAAACUGUACUGGUCAGUCUGACUGUAGCCGUAGUGGCAUAUGCGCAUACUAUUGGCAGUUCUCGUGUCUGGAGUCUGCACGGAUCUUUUGUUCAUUUAGCUUUGGAGUGUAGUCGGGUGUGUCACCACGGUUGCUGAACGUGUAUCCAUGCCCCUAACUGUGGAUUUGGUUGUCUGAACCUCUGAAUAUUCAUCCUAUUCGUCUGUUUGUCAUCA